This is a messenger RNA of Aphanomyces astaci, 366 nucleotides long. RefSeq lists its product as hypothetical. The transcript has a single exon. The coding region runs from base 1 to 366 and encodes 121 amino acids. Lineage: Eukaryota; Oomycota; Saprolegniomycetes; Saprolegniales; Verrucalvaceae. The record is from RefSeq and is a predicted model, not a curated record.
AUGCGAACUACGCCGUUCAAGAUAUACUGUGAUCACAAGAGCCUCAUCCAGGUCUUUGCCCUGUGCGAAGAAUUGAAGGCGCACUCACAUAGCAAACUCAUGCCAUCAGUUGCCACUACUGGUGGCUACCGCUAUCACAACCUCUGUGCGGACAUGAUGAGCGGUUGGGGCCAGCCGACACCAAGUCUGGCGACCAAUCGGGUCAAAAUACGUCGGGGUCAUGGCUGGUCAAAGAAAAUUAAAACGCGCAAAGUCCCCCUACCGGCACAACCCAAACUGCGCCGGCUGGACAAGGGCUUCGUGUGGCCAUGUGUGGCGGACAUUCGCCAAGCACAGGACCAAAAUGCCAAGGACAAACCCAAGUGA